Macadamia integrifolia is the source of this 809-nucleotide messenger RNA. RefSeq names its product auxin-responsive protein IAA1-like. The coding region runs from base 59 to 682 and encodes 207 amino acids. The transcript has 5 exons. Gene Ontology annotation, molecular function: protein binding. Gene Ontology annotation, cellular component: nucleus. The record is from RefSeq and is a predicted model, not a curated record. NCBI's taxonomy places the organism in Eukaryota, Viridiplantae, Streptophyta, Magnoliopsida, Proteales, Proteaceae. Gene Ontology annotation, biological process: regulation of DNA-templated transcription.
GUGCAUCACAGCAAUUGAGAAUUGAGAAAAAGAAAGCGCGAUAAGAGGAUCAGAGAAAAUGUUACCGGAGACGGCGAGUUCAAUGCCGGCGGCAUAUGUUACCGGUCUGAAUUUAAAGGAAACAGAGCUAACGUUAGCUCUACCGGGAGAAACUCGUGCAGAGACUCCAUCGAAGAGUAACAGUAAACGAUCAUUCUCUGAAACCGUGGAUCUGAACCUUGGGAGCUCUAGUAAAGAUAAAUUGGAAACCAAUUCCUCCUCCAAUGCCAAAAGACUACCGGCGGGAAAAGCACAGGUGAUUGGGUGGCCGCCGGUGAGGUCAUUCAGGAAGAACGUCUUGAAGAGCUGUAGAUACGUAAAGGUGGCCGUAGACGGAGCACCGUAUCUACGGAAGGUAGACUUGGAGUUGUACAGUAGUUAUGAACAGCUCUUGAGCGGUUUGGAGAAGAUGUUCACCUGCUUCACCAUUUGUAAUUAUAUAAAUGAGAGGAAGCUUAUGGACCCUGUUAAUGGAGCUGAAUAUGUACCUACUUAUGAAGACAAAGAUGGUGAUUGGAUGCUGGUCGGAGAUGUUCCUUGGAAAAUGUUUGUUGCUUCAUGCAAACGGAUUAGAUUGAUGAAAAGUUCAGAGGCAAUUGGAUUAGCACCAAGAACGCCUUCAAAAUGCACAAGCACAAACUGAGGAAGGAGCCCUUGGAAGGAUUUCUUGAUUGAUAACAACACCAUAUGUACAGACACUUAUCUUACCGCCCCUCCUGGGAAGUUUUGACUAUCUAUGCGUAAAUUAUACACUUCAAAUUACUGGUGCA